AUGGCGCCCCGUCUCCCGGCGGGGCUGCUGGCGCUGGGGGCGGCGCUGCUGUGGCCGCCCCCCUGCCACGGGCACUGCGGGCAGCUGAAGUGCGCGGAGCAGGAGAGCUGCUGCAGCUACGGGAACGCCACCCACGCGGAGGUCAAGUGCUGCGCGCUGCCCUUCCACACCUUCCUGGACAACGUGGGCUGGUUCGUGCGCAAGCUCUCCGGGCUGCUCAUUCUGCUGGUGCUCUUCGCCAUCGGCUACUUUCUGCAGCGCAUCAUCUGUCCCAGCCCGGGCCGGCACGCCCGGCGGCGGCGGCGGCGGCAGCGGCGGGGCCAGGACGACGACGACGACGAGGACGAGGACGACGAGGCGGCGCUGGACUCGCCCGCCCGCGGCACCCCGCUCAACGCGACGGCCGCCACCUCGCAGGACUCGCUCCUGGACGGCGGGGACCACGAGCCGCCGCCGCCGCCCUUGCUGCACUUCGUCUCGCCCGGCUUCCUGCAGCUGCCCAGUUACGAGGAGGUGAAGUACCUGCCCACGUACGAGGAAUCCACGCGGCCCCAAGCGCCCGUCGUCCUGCCGGUCACCAGCCUGGCCACGGCGGCCGGCGCAGGCCUGGUGGCCGCGGAGCCGGACCGCUGGGCACGAUACGGCAGCUGA
Varanus komodoensis (Komodo dragon) is the source of this 651-nucleotide messenger RNA. It is a transcript of the gene CUNH3orf80, whose product is annotated as chromosome unknown C3orf80 homolog. The record is from RefSeq and is a predicted model, not a curated record. The coding region runs from base 1 to 651 and encodes 216 amino acids. The transcript has a single exon. NCBI's taxonomy places the organism in Eukaryota, Metazoa, Chordata, Lepidosauria, Squamata, Varanidae.